AUGCAAGUAUGGCGGGGCCCCAGCGCUCUCUAUGGCCUUCGCCGCCAUCACAGUUUGCCAAGCCCCCAUGCAGCUGCGGGGCGUUGGUCAACCGUCGUCCGAUCGCUUGGCCAGGGACUUGGAUUCAUCUCCGCAACCUCGCGACGGUUUCUGGCGGGACUGGCGGCGGCAUCGCCGUGGCCUCGGCCGAACUCCCGGGUGCUUCUGGGUAAUCGGCUGCCCAAGCAGCUCCCGUGGAUCCGUAUCCGAUCCAUCCAAGCCUCAAGCCGGUCGCAUCGUCUUCCGACAUCGCAUCGUCCUCCGAUCGAAAACGCCGAGUCGUUCGUGCCCACCCGGAAGCAGCUUCUGUCGGCCGUACCAAACUUUUGGCCACGUUUCCGGCUCCGGCUCCGGCUGUUCUUGAUGGGCCGGAUCCGACCUUGGAAAAUGGAUGACAUUCUGGCCAUGUUCUCGUGGAUCUUUGUCGGCAACACGGUCUUCAUCCUGGCCGGGACGACGACAUUUGUCUCCCUGUUUGUGUUUGCGAUCAACAGCCUGCAGUUCCAAGAGUACUUUGCCAAGAAGAUCAGCGACUACCUGACUCACGAGACAGGUUUCAACAUCACGUUUGAAUCGGCCAUCGCUCCAAACUGGCGCGACGGCACCCUUGGCCUCAAGAACGUCGAAGUGCUCUGCACCGGCGACAGCUACCUUGGCUUGGUGAACUCGCAAAGGAAAGAAAAGGGUCUCGGUCCAAUCACCCGCGACGAGAUGGAUCUCAACUGGACGUACUGGGACCUCACCAUCCGGAGCGUCGAUGUGACGCUGUCGCUCUGGCGCCUGAUCGAAGGACGAGGGCUCGUCAAGGAAUGUACGAUGAAGGGCGUCCGCGGCGUCGUAGAUCGACGGCACAUCUGGUGGGAUCCAAACUGGGUCCCGUCCUGUCGGGAGCCCCAGCCCAACGACUUUGAGCUCGACAAGUUUGUGAUCGAAGAUCUUUUGGUGACCGUCCACAAUCCAAACUUCCGGCCAUAUCAAAUCUCGGUCUUCAACGCAGAGCUUCCGCUGUUCCGCAAGCAGUGGCUGCUCUAUGACAUGUUCUGUGCCGACUCGAUCGUUGGUACCUUUGACAACUGUCUGUUCAGCGUCCACAAGCCGCAACAGCACGACGUGCCCGAGGAGGACGAACGCGGAGUCAAAUGGGCCAAGAUGUCCCAUUUGAAGAUGAAUGGCUUGCCCAUCGCGCACAUGAAUAUGGGUGCCACAGGUCCCUUUGGAUGGAUUACGAAUGGCACGGUCGACAUCGAUCUGCAUAUCCUGAUCCCGCAGCUCCUCGAAGACGACAUUGUAGAGCUUAUCCAGGAGGAGAUCAACGAGAUCAAGUCGCUUACCAUCGACAAGAUCGAGGAGGCGAUUCUGGUGUAUCCACACGAGCGUGAGGAAGACCUUCUGAUACGUCGCGGCCUGGUCCAACAGUCUGCUCCGCAGCCCAAGCAAAGCCCGGCAAUGGAAGAACCGGCGGAACCACCGUCGAUGCUGAUGUUCUGGGAAGUCAAGCUGAACGAUCUCAAGGCCUCGGUGCCGCUGUCGAGCCCACAUAUUUCCUACAUGAACAACGCCUUGAUCCGCCCGAUCGUCGCCUAUAUGAACAAUAACCGAACGACUGUGCCCAUUGCCUUCUCGGCCAAGAUGGAUCUGACAAAGUUCGACGGCGCUUGGGAUGUUUAUGCCGCUGGCAUGGUCGACGUUCUUGCUGAAGAGGUUGGCAAAGCCUUCACGGCGCUCGUCGAAAACGAGCACGAGCGCUCCCGGCGGAUACGACAGGUUGGCCUCUGGAGCAUCCAGAGCGUCACCAAGAAUCUGAUGACCGUUAUGGACUACGCCCGUGGCAUGAAGGGGUGGUCGGACUACAGCAACACCAACCCCUGGUACGCCGGCAAUCCUGUCCGGUACCUGUGA
Polychytrium aggregatum is the source of this 1938-nucleotide messenger RNA. RefSeq names its product mitochondrial distribution and morphology proteins-domain-containing protein. Gene Ontology annotation, cellular component: mitochondrial inner membrane. Gene Ontology annotation, biological process: mitochondrion inheritance. NCBI's taxonomy places the organism in Eukaryota, Fungi, Chytridiomycota, Chytridiomycetes, Polychytriales. Bases 1 to 1938 code for a protein of 645 amino acids. The transcript has 7 exons. The record is from RefSeq and is a predicted model, not a curated record.